UGUACCUUUUUGAUUUGUAACUAUUCUAAAAUAAAACACGUUAUUAGACAGUGCCACCCCUAUUGUAAAGUAGACUGAUCCUGUGACCUGCAACAACACAGACCAUGUGGGCAGCGCAGAGUUCUUCCAAGUUUGGCGAAAAGACUUCAAGAUAGAGGAUGCGAUAACACAUAUCAUGGACCAGGACAGGUGUGUAUCUGAGGACAGGUGUGUAUCGGAGGACAGGUGUGUUUGGGAGGACAGGUGUGUUUCGGAGGACAGGUGUGCCUUGCUGCGGCAGGUGUGGGCCAUGCUGCUGGACCCAGACAAGUCCGUACAAGACGACACGUCCCUGCAGAAGCUGGUCUCCUGGCUCGAGCGGAUUUCAGCGGACUCAGACACUCUGCUGUCCCCGCUGUCUGGAACUUUGCUGUUCCUCCAGGAGCUCACGAAUCUGCAGGCUUCCAACGAGGUGCUAGCUUUUGGACUGAGAGUCGCUGGAUGUCUGGCAAGCACCCAGCCUGGGUUCUGUGCCUUACGUGGGUUUCCAGCCACCCUGCCUGGGUUAUGUGCCUUACGUGGGCCGCCCGACCUCCUGCGUGGGUUGUUUAUUGCCGUCGCCGCCGGCGACAGGUUUGCAGUGGCCAACAUCAGGAACAGCUGGCUGCAGGGUCUGCACUCCAUCACCAGGCACACACACGGGCUCACCUGGCUCCUCACAUCAGGUGGGUACAUUUCCUCACCUGGCUGCUUACCUCAGGUGCUCUGCCCCAGGUGCUGA
This is a messenger RNA of Branchiostoma belcheri (Belcher's lancelet), 760 nucleotides long. RefSeq names its product BRCA1-associated ATM activator 1-like. The record is from RefSeq and is a predicted model, not a curated record. Bases 176 to 760 code for a protein of 194 amino acids. NCBI's taxonomy places the organism in Eukaryota, Metazoa, Chordata, Leptocardii, Amphioxiformes, Branchiostomatidae. Gene Ontology annotation, biological process: DNA damage response; positive regulation of protein phosphorylation; cell population proliferation. The transcript has 7 exons. Gene Ontology annotation, cellular component: nucleus.